This is a messenger RNA of Python bivittatus (Burmese python), 4394 nucleotides long. RefSeq names its product phosphatidylserine synthase 1 (gene PTDSS1). The record is from RefSeq and is a predicted model, not a curated record. Lineage: Eukaryota; Metazoa; Chordata; Lepidosauria; Squamata; Pythonidae. Gene Ontology annotation, molecular function: L-serine-phosphatidylethanolamine phosphatidyltransferase activity. Gene Ontology annotation, biological process: phosphatidylserine biosynthetic process.
AGGCGAGGCGCUGCAGCCAUGGCGUCGUAUGUGGGGAGCCGGACUUUGAGCAAGGACGAUGUGAACUAUCGGCUGCAUUUCCGCAUGAUCAACGAGCAGCAAGUGGAGGACAUCACCCUGGAGUUCUUCUAUCGGCCCCACACCAUCACCUUGCUGAGCUUCACCAUCCUCAGCCUCAUGGCCUUCGCCUUCACCAGAGAUGAUACAACCCCCGAAGAUAAUAUUUGGAAAGGCAUCCUCUCUGUGAUAUUUUUCUUUCUAAUCAUCAGUGUUCUAGCUUUUCCCAAUGGCCCUUUCACCCGUCCACACCCUGCAAUAUGGCGCAUGGUAUUUGGUUUGAGUGUACUUUAUUUCCUGUUUCUGGUAUUCCUGCUGUUCCUUAACUUUGAACAAGUGAAAUCAGUGAUGUACUGGUUGGAUCCUAACCUACGAUAUGCGACAAGAGAAGCAGACAUUAUGGAAUAUGCUGUGAAUUGCCAUGUUAUUACCUGGGAACGAAUCCUAAGUCAUUUUGACAUAUUUGCUUUUGGACAUUUCUGGGGCUGGGCAAUGAAGGCUUUGUUGAUCCGCAGCUAUGGAUUGUGUUGGACUAUUAGUAUCACCUGGGAGCUGACAGAGCUGUUCUUCAUGCAUCUGCUGCCGAAUUUUGCUGAAUGCUGGUGGGAUCAAGUUAUUUUGGACAUCCUGCUAUGUAAUGGGGGUGGCAUCUGGUUGGGCAUGGUGGUUUGCCGUUGGUUGGAGAUGAGGACCUAUCACUGGGCAAGCUUCAAGGACAUUCACACCACUACAGGUAAAAUCAAGAGAGCCGUCUUACAGUUCACUCCAGCAAGCUGGACGUACGUUCGCUGGUUUGAUCCCAAGUCUUCCUUUCAACGUGUAGCUGGGAUAUAUCUUUUCAUGAUUAUCUGGCAGCUGACCGAGCUGAACACCUUUUUCUUGAAACAUAUCUUUGUUUUUCAAGCAAGUCACCCUUUAAGCUGGGGUAGGAUUCUCUUCAUUGGAAUUAUUACAGCACCAACUGUGAGACAGUACUAUGCUUACCUCACAGACACACAGUGCAAAAGAGUAGGAACUCAAUGCUGGGUAUUUGGAGUUAUUGGUUUCCUUGAAGCUAUUGUGUGCAUCAAAUUUGGUCAAGAUCUCUUCUCCAAAACACAAAUAUUGUAUGUUAUAUUUUGGCUUCUUUGUGUGGCGGUUACUACUUUUCUGUGUUUGUAUGGGAUGGUAUGGUACGCAGACCAUUAUGGACAACGAGAAAAGACAUUGUCAGAAAGUGAAGAUGGUUUGUACAUCCCAGAUGCUUCCUGGUGUAACUCUAAAAUCACUAGAGGAAUGGAGGACAGUCCACCCAAACACUCAAGUAACAGUGACAGCCAUUCAUCCAGGAGGAGAAAUCGCCAUUCAAAAACAAAAGUAACAAAUGGGGUUGGCAAGAGAUAGAGAGAGAGAGAGAGAGAGACUGUCAAUUUCUAGCUUUGUUCCAGAAUCAUGCCUGAGAGCAAAGAAGGAAGACGGCCUGGAUCUGAAUUCCCUACACUGAAGGUCAACAAGAAAAGAGGAGGAGAUUGAAGGGAACAAACUCUUCAGUAAUCAGAGGCCUUGGAUUUUGUUAAGAGGGAAUUCAUCUGUGUAUUGCAAAUCAUUAGCUGCUGUCACCUGCCAUUAAUUGGCUUGACUCUCUGCAUUUGAUACUCAAGACAGUUGAAAAGUAUUCAAAGGCAAAGCAGUUGCUUGCUCUGGAGACGCCUGUGAUGAUGUUCAAGUAGUGUGAAUGCCUUAUGAAGAUCUUUGUUUAGCUGAGAAUGAUAAUCCAAAGUUAACUGUCAGCCAGUUGGUUUAUCUGCCUGUGGCUGUGAGGUUUUACAUUUGUUUUGCAUUUUUGUGUUCUUUAGCAUAACUUUUUGAUUGCUAUGCUGCCUUUGUUUUUGGUAACUAAGCUCUUCCGUGCUAUUCAGUUUUAAGAAACAGCGCUUCCAUUUUUGAGUUUGAGAGUGCUGAGUAUUACAAAGCAUAUUCCAUGAUUUUUGUAGUGUUUUUUAAAAAAUAAUGUUUAAUUCUGUUGAAUGCCUUGAAUUUACAAUCUUAUUAUGUAUGGAUUGUGUCCAUACUUAUUAACACAGAAACAGAUAUUUACGUAAACAUAUAGGCCUUUAUUUUCUGACGGCUACAGCGUUUCCAUAAGACUGUUCCUACUUUGAAGUAUGUCAUGUAGGCCCUGUGACCAACAGUGGUAAAACCUGACCUUAGGUUUAAAGCUAAACACGUUUACAGUUUUACAACUGUAAACCUGGCCUGAUAAGAUGCUUAUUCCAGGAAAGUGCCAUUCAGCACUGCUAUUUAAACAAAAGAAAAGAAAACAAGAACCACUCUACCCAGACUCAUUUGGAUUCCUCUUGGGAUUUUUCCCCCCUUUCUGUUUCUUAGGAAAUAAUCACAAAACAAAUCUUUAAUGUCAAUUCUUAGUCAUUCCCUGAAAAGGAAAAUGGUCACCAUAAUGAAGUAUUAAAUGUUGAAACUUAAGGUGUCAGAACUGAAAUAAUUCAGUAUUUUCUUUGUUUGGCUUGACUUCCAUUGUGUGUCCCAUGUGGGCUGUGGGGCAGAUUAUGCCAAGAGGCUUGUCCAAGAUGAUCAGUUAAAUAAGAACCCACAUCCUUGGCAUUGUCUGGAAGGUACUGCUGGCUUUGAGAACGCCAUAGGCUAUGCGCCCCAAGGUCUGAUCAGUUGUAAAAGCUUCAGCAUACAAAUCAAAUGACUGUACAUAGAAAAAGGCCGCCAUAAUCCAUACCGUCUUAUGUGCUGCAGAAGAUCUGCUUUUUUAAAUACAAUCACACUGCAGCUGCUAAGCUGUGGAAAGCUCCAUUUUUUUUCAGUCAUCAGUGUGCGAAGCCUUGCAUUAAAAACGGCUAUAACCUAUUUGCUGCAACUCUGCUAAAUCUGUGCAUGUUGGGGGUGGGGAUCCAAGUGAGGCUGGUUUCUCAUUCAUAUUUUGAAAAUUGUGAACUGAUAAUUCCAUACACACCAAUGUUGCUUAAUUCUCAAAUGUCUGUUCAUUCGCCAAGUUUCACUUCUUCAUUCUUUGUCAAUUGCAGAAAGACAGACCAGUCAUUUUACCCCCUUUUUAUUCAAGACCAAAGCUGGACGAUUUUACUAUCCUUAGGAACAUUUAAAAAAAAAUACUUUGAAGUUAAUAAUUCCCACUUUUUCAAAGAGUCUUCCUUGUUUUGCAGAUACUGGAACAUGCAGAAUCAUAGCUCUGCUAAAGUCAAUAAUCAGAUUCCUGUUCACCUUAACAGAGAUUGGGCCUUUACAGUAAAAUUUAAUAUGCAAACAUUGUUUUUAUAGAUGGGGUGAUGUAUGCAGAUAUCUUUACUGUACAGAGGUUGGGCAUACAUACCUAUCUUGCAAAACUAGAGCUCAUGUUAAUAUUUCCUAUCACUGGGAUACAGCGGGCUGUGUAUAGGGAGAGGUUUUUCAACCUCCUCAUGGUAAUUCCGACAGCCUUGGAUCAGGGGAGAUACACCAACUCUAUCUUUCAUGCAAUCUUUCACACGCACACUUUGGAUUCUGGCCUAAAUCCUUUAAAAAAUAUAUAUAUAAGGCAUGACAAAAGACGCAUGACUAAGCUCAGUAGAUGAGCACUCCUUAAUUAACCUUUUUCAGGGACAGGAAGGACGUCUGUGGUCUGACACUUCAUGUUAGUUUUUUUCCACUUUUCAGAAAUCCAAUAAAAUCUUCAUUUAUGGCAUUUCCUGUAUUGGUUAGCUUUAAUGACGUACUUUGCUUCAAUGCAUUGUUAGCCUGCAGGGCUGAUGUACUUGUGCUUUACUUUCCAUGGCAAUUAGACCUGGGCUGCUAGAAAUAGAGGAAGCUUUGCUUUCUGAAUCAGUUCUGUCAAAUCCAAGUGUUUUCUUCCAUUACUGUCGUCUUUAUACUGAGAAUUCUGGAAGAUGCAGAAUUGCUCCCAUUUGUAGGUUUCUGAACUUGCUUUCUGACUUCCUUGUUCCCUCAUUCCACUUUUAAAGAUUUUAGAUUAGCAUACAAUCCAGGUUGUUGUGAUUGUUUUUUAAUUAAUUCUCUAAUGUGGGGUUAUUUUUUUUUUAAGUCUUGAUUCCUGUGGAGAUGACUAUACUGCUCUAUCUGGGGCGGGGGCGGGGGGGUUGGCUUGCAAUUUUUUUUUUUUUUAAGGCAAAGAGAUUUCUACAAAUAAAAUGAAGGCUAAGAGGGACAUACAGUAGGAACCAGUCUGAGCGAAACUUGCUACUGUCAGUAUUAAAUCUGAGUUGAGAGCACUGCUACGUAUAAAAGAUUAUAUAAAAUAAAUAUCAUACAUACAGUUUGGUUUCAAUUAUGCUUUUGUUUCUCAUCUGUGAAAAAUAAAUUUUGACUGCCUGGGA